Molecule: messenger RNA, 789 nt
Organism: Ipomoea triloba (trilobed morning glory)
Lineage: Eukaryota; Viridiplantae; Streptophyta; Magnoliopsida; Solanales; Convolvulaceae
Exons: 2
Coding region: 1-789 (262 amino acids)
Source: RefSeq, a predicted model, not a curated record
AUGGUAAUCUGCCUGAGAGGGUCUAUAUGCGACAGCCCCCAGGCUAUGAGGACCGGGAUACUCCGAGUCAUGUGUGUCUGCUCCAACGUUCUUUGUAUGGUCUCAAGCAGGCUCCCCGUGCCUGGUUUGACCGCCUACACACUUUCCUUCUCUGUUGGUUUUACGUCGUCUAAAACUGAUGUUUCUUUAUUCAUUUACUCUGCUGGCUCUGUUCGGUUGUAUUUGCUUGUGUAUGUGGACGACAUUCUGGUUAUGGGCUCUGACUUGGAUUCUGUUACUGCUUUGGUUGCUAAGAUGGGUUCGGAGUUCAAGAUUCGUGACAUGGGCGCUAGCUACUCCUAUUGCUUGUCUCGGGUAGAUGUUGGUACGGCAAUUCCAUAUGCUGAUCCAACUCAGUACCGUAGUCUAGCUGGGGCUCUGCAGUAUCUCAUGGUUACGAGGCCUGAUCUGUCGUUCGCAGUCAACAAGCUUUGUCAACACAUGCGCGCUCCUACUACUGAGCAUUGGGGCAUGCUCAAGCGUGUUCUUCGCUACAUGAAAGGGACUUUGCAUUUUGGGUUGUGCAUUUGUCGAUCUUCCUCGAUCGAUAUUCAUGCAUUUUCUGACUAUGAUUGGGCUGGAGACCCCGGUGAUCGUAAGUCCACGAGUGGUUUUGCUGUUUUCAUAGGUCGUAAUUUAGUUUCCUGGGUCUGUCGCAAGCAACGGACAGUGGCUCGGUCUUCCACUGAGGCCGAGUACAAAGCACUAGCUGAUGUUUCUGCUGAGGUUACUUGGUUGGCUCGCUUCUGA